Messenger RNA from Porites evermanni, 2185 nucleotides. Lineage: Eukaryota; Metazoa; Cnidaria; Anthozoa; Scleractinia; Poritidae. The record is from the annotation of a GenBank genome assembly.
AUGAAGUUUCCUUGCCAAAACCUUUUGAUGAGUUAUCGGGUGUUGUUUGUCAUUGCUGUGUCUUGUGCCGCUUUGGGUUUGCUGUACGUCAUGAUUUUCGACAAUUUUUUAACGCCACAAUGGAAUACAAUCUUCUACACCAAUUCAAGAAUGUAUCACUUGAAUACUAGCAACAAGAGUAAGUAUAUAAAGAGUGCGUGACUGACCAAGUUUCGUUGGUCAAGAUGACAAAAUUGGUUAGGUGUAAAGUUUUUUUUAUUGCGGUUUUUAAUUACUUUCACUACUGCCCAUCAUUUUCCGAGAUUUUUUAGUGAUAUAAGGGCUCUUAGAUACUGAUUUUGUUAGUAAGUCGGUAUGGCAGGUAGUAUAAUUCAUUAAAAAAAGUUUAUUAUAAUGAUAGUAAAUUGUCUUUAUCGGGGAAUAUUAGCUAUUUGCGCCAUAUGUAGUGUUAUUAGAACAAAAAUAUUACCUUGAUAACCAGUUAUUAAUUCACUUAUCAACUCCCUCCAAUCAGCCAAUCAAGCAUCUUCCAGAAUUUCGCACAGAGCCCCGAGAGCCUGGGGCAAGUUAAGUUGAAAACAUUCUCAUAAGAUAAGAGGGCUAUUAAGUAUUGUUCGAUGGUUCCACCUUGUCCUAAAACACUAUCCUUUUUUCUUGAAACAAGACUUACGAAUUCCCAUAAUCCUAAGAUACAUUAUGCAAACUAAACCUGCUCACAGUGCAUCUUCGUUCCCAGGGUAGCGACGAGUAGAACAGAACCCUGGGAACGAGGUUGCUUACAGCGGCGCUCUCACGUUCUCGUGACGACUAUAAUGCAGGUUCGAUUCUCGGUCUAUGCAACGUUGAGUCUCGGCGCUCUACUCUAAUGUUUUUCGAUCUCCGGGUUCUCCAGUUUUUAACCCUGGGAGCCGUCUCUUGCAAUUGAUAGAGGAAGAGAGAGAGAGAGAGAGAGGGUCCUUGAACGAGGUUGUGUCCAGUUCGAACGUAAACCCUCCCUAGUCUUCACAUUGAAACUCUUGCUUCAUUUCGGUGUUUGUUCAGUUACUGUUUGUUUUAUCAUAUCAUAGAAAGAACAGCAGUUUUUCAAAUUAAUGCCAAGGAAAAAGGAGACCACAUCAAAGAGCAAUCUUCACGGGCAGAAGCCAGCCAAAUACGCAACAAUUUGAGGAACUUAAGUACACUACAGUCUCAACCAAAUUCAGUGGCAACGAGGAAAAAUCUCAUCAUAUUAAGUCCAGGCAGAGGAGGGUCUUCUUUCCUUGGUGGUAUUUUUGACAGCAGUCCAUAUGUUAUGUAUUGGUUCGAGCCUCUCCACACAGUGAUCACAGAAAUAUUAAAAGCUGAUGUAAUAAAGUUCUUCGAAGGAGAAGAGCCGAAAAAUUACAGUCAAACUUCAGUCAGAGUAAUCAACAGCAUGUUUGAUUGCGAUUUUAGCAACAUCAGUGAUUUAACUAUAACGGCAUUUUCUAACAGCAUGUUUCGUAAGCGCAGUAGAGCGCAAACCAGUGGCUAUUUAUGCCCGGAUAAAUGCUUACCUUUCACAAGAUCUCUGCUUCGGAAAGCUUGCAACUCUUCCAAUCAUACGGUUAUCAAGAUUUUAACUGAUCGAGUCCCCAACAAGGCUAUAGAAAGUUUAGAAGAGUUAUUCAAAAUGACUGAUCGGUAUGAUGCGAAGCUAAUUCUCCUAUUUCGCGAUCCUAGGGCUCUUCUUUAUUCCAUGACAGAGUCUGCACGUUGGAUAACUGACUCACCUCUGGAUUCAAAGUUUCGUAAAUUUGUUCAUAGGGUUUGCAAUCCCAUUAUUCAAAAUAUACGUUUUGGUUUGUCUCCCCCACCAUGGCUUAAAAACCGCUUUAGAGUUGUUCGCUAUGAAGAUCUCGCGUUGAAUACUGUCAAUACAGCACAAGAACUGUUUAGAUUCGCGGGAUUUGAUUGGUCGGAGAGUGUUGAACGAUGGAUAGCUAAACACUCAGGACGGAGCAGUAAAACAUCCGCGAGGGAUCCAUACUCCCUUUACAGAAAUGCGUCAUUUGUCAUUAACAAGUGGAAAAAUGCUUCCGAGGUUUUCAUAAGGACUGUAGAAGAUACAUGCGGGGAUCUCAUGGACAUGCUUGGGUACGAAAAGUGGACAAAACAUGGUAAAUCUGAUAUAAUUACAGUAAAUAAGGAGAUCAGAUAUCCAUGA